ACUGCUUGAGAUGUCUGUCUGUCUAAUGAGACCGGCGACGCGUUCUCUUGAUUUUUUUUUUUUCGCUCGAGCCAGCCCAAAAUUCGUUUGUUCUAAGCUCUCUCACCGAUCAGGGCAGGGCAGAGCAGAGCUCGUAGAAAGACGAAAUACGGGUCAUGUCGGGAGCCCUGGAUGCGCACUACGAUGUCGUCCUCAUCGGUACCUCGCUGCCCAAUGCCAUACUCUCUGCUGCCCUGUCUCGAUCGGGGUACAAGGUGUUGCACAUCGACGAAGCAGAUCACUACGGCGGGCCCUGGGCGAGCUUGACGCUACAGGAGCUCCUCGACUGGUCCCGGUCCUCGUCCUCGUCCUCCUCUACGUCCGCCUUGGAUAGCGGCACCAUCCGGGAUGUCGACCUUUCCUUCCCCGCAUACCCCUCUGUCGACGCCGGCUCGCUUCCCGCCGAGCUGCAGCGGCUCAACAGGCACUUUAGCCUCUCGCUCGCACCGGCCCUGUUGCCGUGCAAGGGACCCACGAUUGACGUCCUCGUGCGGUCCAAAGUGGCCAGCUACUGCACUUUCCGCCUCCUCGAGCGCACGUCCGUCUAUCACGCCACCCCCUCGUCGUCGUCAUUGCCAAGCGCAGAGGUGGAGGGUUGGCCGCUGAGGAAGGUGCCUAGCUCCAAGGAAGACAUAUUCAAGGACAAGACGAUGAAGCUGGCCGACAAGCGGAGACUGAUGAAGCUCCUCCAGGCUGCCGCUUCUUCCACCUCGACUGUAGCGGAGCAGCAAGAGGACGGAGAUGGGACACGAGACGAGUCGUUUCUGCACUAUCUGACCGACGAGGCGAAGCUUUCGAUGGACCUUGCGCGGGAUGUUGCGUAUGGGGUUGCUCUCUGCUCCUCUUCAAAAGACUCAAAAGCGGCGUCGAUGGAGCGCAUCAAGACGCACAUUGACAGCGUAGGCCGCUACGGCAACUCGGCCUAUCUCGUCGGACAGUACGGUGGCGCGGGCGAGAUGGCCCAGUGCUUCUGUCGGGCCGCGGCGGUGCAGGGUGCGACAUUUGUGCUGAGCCACCGCAUCGAACGGCUGGAAAAGGACGAAGGUCCGCGCAGCUGGAAGCUGAAGCUGGAAGGGGUCGAUGGCGAGACAUCUUCGGACUUCGUUGUGGGCGACGCCGACUGCUUGCGUCAGCGACUGCCCAGGAAGGGCGCGGCGGCGAGGAGAGGAAAGAAAGGAAGAACGAUAAUGAAGGGAGUCUUGGUACUCGAUCGUUCGAUUCCGUUUGACGACCCGUCUUCUUCCUCCGCCUCGUUCACGGCUGCAGGGGAGGAGCAAGUCCAGGAGGGAGGAGAGGGGGAAGAAGGAGGCGUAAGCCCCUCGGAAGGUGCACCAGAAAAGCAGAAACUAACGCCGCCAGAGACGGCUCUGAUCGUCUUUCCUCCCUCUGAGGAGAGUGGGCCCAACUCCAGCGCCGUCACGGCUCUGCAAAUGGGAGAGGGCACAUUCAGCUGCCCAAAGGGCACAUAUGUCGUCUACUUGUCCUCUCCUCUGUCGCACGACACAGAUGGCGAGACUGGAGCGACAGACCCCAAGACAUUCUUCCAGCCAUAUCGGAAUAUCUUGCUGCGCCUCGCUGGCAGGAACUCCCAGGAGUUCGAGUCGAAAGAACGCCAACAAGAUGAGGGGUUGAAGCCCUUGAUGGAGCUUUACUAUUCUCAAGUCGAGGAGGAAGGGGAAGACAGCGAUGCGGGCGAGAUGGGAGAGGAAAAGAAGGAGGAAGAGAGCAUCAUUCGAGUUCCUUUCCCGCCACAGCUCUCCGAGUCAACAUUGGCGUCAGGAAUCAGCAGCAGCAGCAGCAGCAGCAGCAACAACAACCUCGUCGGGUCGCUGGAUCUCGCGUCUCGACAGGCUGAAGAGAUAUUUUGGGACAUGAUGGUCUCGCUCUCGCGGGAGAGUCCUUCGUCCGGUGGGAAACAGACGAGGGAGCAAAGGCACGCCGCGGCCCAGGAUCUUCGGCAGAGGACGGCAGAGGCCAACCGCAGGCAGAGGAAAAUGACGUACGCAGUGGGACAAGGCCUGGGUGGCGUUGUCGAGGCGACGGAGGCUGAGGGCAAGCAGGACGACCCAGUCGUUGUGGACUUCUUUCCAAUCGAGGAAGAUGGGGACGAAGAGACAGACGAGUAAGAAGAGGAGUAAAGAGAGAAUAACAUGUGCAAUAUUAACGUUCAGCCAAGGUGUCUGGUAAAGCUUA
Acaromyces ingoldii is the source of this 2232-nucleotide messenger RNA. RefSeq names its product FAD/NAD(P)-binding domain-containing protein. The transcript has 2 exons. Gene Ontology annotation, cellular component: cytosol; Rab-protein geranylgeranyltransferase complex; cytoplasm. Gene Ontology annotation, molecular function: GDP-dissociation inhibitor activity. Lineage: Eukaryota; Fungi; Basidiomycota; Exobasidiomycetes; Exobasidiales; Cryptobasidiaceae. Gene Ontology annotation, biological process: vesicle-mediated transport; protein geranylgeranylation; small GTPase-mediated signal transduction. The coding region runs from base 156 to 2165 and encodes 669 amino acids. The record is from RefSeq and is a predicted model, not a curated record.